AUACGGAGGAUUUGCUAUUUAAGCUUCUGCCCAGCUCCCAUCGUCAAUCGCCAUUCGCUGCUAAAAGGUAGAUUCCUCAUCAAGAAAAAAGACAUGGAAUUUUCUCUAGAUGUUGCUUUGCUUGAGUUGCAAAAGUCCUGCAAAACCAAAUCUCCGGCGAAUCUGAUGAUAUCACCGUUCGGUAUCUCAGUAAUACUCCACAUGAUUGCCAACGGCGCAGCAGGGCCUACCUUGGAUGAACUGCUUCACUUUCUCCAGGUAGAAAAGAUGGAGGAUCUGGCCUUAGAGGCCCCAAAGCUAAUGGAGAUCGCCAAAUCUUCCAGCAAUCUCGAAACGGAUGAUGGUCCGGUAAUCUGCAAUUUCAAUGCUGUUCUUGUGAGUCACAAACGCACUCUCAAGGAAAGUCACCGAGAAUUUCUGGAAAAUAUGUUUCAUGCCAAAGUGAAGUAUGUUGAUUUUUCUGGCAAGGCUGCAAGUGUAGAUAAGGUGAAUGAAUGGGUUAAUGAUGAGACAAAAGGGUUGAUAAAACCGCUUCUUCUUAGGAGUGCCUUUAGCAAUAAAUAUUUAACCCUUAUCCAUGCGAAUGGGCUUUAUUUCAAAGCAAGCUGGGAAAACGAAUUUCGGCCAUCAGAUACACGAACUGAGAAAUUCCACCUUCUUGGGGAAAACGUGGACGACUCACCUGUCGUCGAAGUACCAUUCAUGAUGAAAUAUGAAAGCACUUACGCGCACGCCUCCUUUGACGACUACAGUGUUCUUAAGAUGCCCUAUAAAUCAGCGCAUGGAGAUUGCAAAUCGGGAAGGCGUUUCUCCAUGGCCAUUAUCCUCCCAAAGGAAAAAAGUGGGUUGCCAAAACUAGCUGACAAGAUAAGAGAAAACCCUCAUCUCUUGUCUCGCAAGCAUAUGCCGAAUAUGGAGUAUCAGAUGAUUUCCAUCUUACAGGUUCCAAAGUUUACGCUCUCUUAUUGUUUCCAACCAUCAGACAUAAUGAAAGAGUUAGGGCUAACGUUGCCUUUCAUGGAUUUUGAGGAUAACCUUACUAGUUUGGUGGAGGAAAUGCCACUGUUUGUCUCAAGAAUCACACAGCGUAGCCGGGUGGAAUGCGAUGAGGCAGGUACAAAAGUGUUGAGUAUUACUGAUGAUUCAGAUGAUGAUUGCGGCUUUUGCUUGGAUGAUUCACCACCGCCACCGCCAAUCAACUUUAUAGUGGACCAUCCGUUCAUGUUUGUCAUUCAAGAAGAUGUGUCUGACACCAUAAUAUUUCUUGGUGGAAUAUAUAAUCCUCAACUGGUGUGAUGAAGUUAUUCUUAUUUGGGAGUACUUUUUUUUUACUAAAUCGAUAACAAUAAUUUUAGGAGUUUGUAGCAUUAGCAUCGAACUAGACUAUUUGAAUCUGAAUUUAUAAUAGGAGUAUAAUGUUAGUCCAA
Cuscuta epithymum is the source of this 1427-nucleotide messenger RNA. The record is from the annotation of a GenBank genome assembly. Lineage: Eukaryota; Viridiplantae; Streptophyta; Magnoliopsida; Solanales; Convolvulaceae.